Rodentolepis nana is the source of this 1296-nucleotide messenger RNA. Lineage: Eukaryota; Metazoa; Platyhelminthes; Cestoda; Cyclophyllidea; Hymenolepididae. The record is from the annotation of a GenBank genome assembly.
AAACAAUUCCCCACCCCAGUUGGAGAAAAAAUACCAUGUCCCGAGUCAGUAAAGCAAUUCGACCAACAACAGCAACAAGUGGGCGAUAAAGUAAAUUCCCAGGGAAGAAGAAUUCUCCCUCAACUUCCCAAAAGGACAGGCGAUGAAGAACCCACAAUAAAAAGACCCUGUGUGGAAAUAGAAAUGACGCCCAAGGCGCUAGAGCAUGAGGAAGUCACACAGAAAUUUGAAUCGGGAGAAAUUAGUGAGGCAGACACGCAAACCAGCUCACUUUCGGCGCAUAUUAGUGAGACGGACAUGAACGCAGAGAUAGGCUAUCGAUUACAAGGUGAGGAGACAGAGCAACCAAUAGUAAACCUACAAUCGCGUGAGGCGGGCGGAAAGGCUGAUCUGAGCAUUCAGCCUGAGGAUUCAAGCCCAUUGCAUCGAUUCAAGGCCAUUGCAACUCCUUCCUCGCCUUCUACCACCCACCACCCUUCUGAGGAGGGAAGAAAUGUGCUCCUGUUGCCAAACGCAUUAGUCCACCAUUCCUCGCGUGUUACCCAGCCAUUUCUGGAGCAGAAUCUGCACUUAGAUUCAGUUACCGUAGCAGCUAGCGAGGAAGAACCGCUCAGUCUUUUCACAGAUCCCGUGCGUUCUCAGUCAGUGGACCAUUUACCUCUUUUAGAUUUGGACAGUCCUGUUUCCGAUACACGUAGUAAUCGUUCAGGUGUUAUUGGAAGUUGCCUUUGGAGUAUUCUCUGUAGAGGCAAGUCUAGGCUGUUUGACAGGGCGAUCAAAACUCUUACUGAAAGAACUGAGGAUUCUGCUUCUUUUCUGGAAUCUACAGACACACUUCUUGCUCUACUUCAGUCUGAAAGUGGUCCAUCAAAGACCUCUGGACCCCGUGUAGUAGCUACAACUCGGCGUGUACGUCUGACACAAAUUUGCAAUACAACUAUUGAAGAACACGAAGGGAAAUGUUCAAUUCUUCCAUCUGCUGAACGCGAACAGCGUAUUGAGUUCAUUACUGCUAAACAUUUAUUUUCAAGCUUAACCUACGAAAAUCCUCUUUUCCUAGACAUGACAACAGCAUUGCGAACCAAACGAAGCCAGUCAUACGUCUCUCCGAGUGAAUUUGAUUCUUCCUAUGCAAGACAACAUCAACUUCAUACUCAUCCCCGCCUGCAUGAAAUGCCUUCUCAUGGAAACGCUCCAACAGGUAUAGUGAAAGUGAAGGCCAUUUCCCCUCUAUGUGGACCCCCCCGCCUGAUAAAUCCAUCUCAGCUGGUUUAUCUCCUAAACACGCUCGAAUAA